AUGGCUUCCGGGGACACGGCCGCCAUUGACACGAUCGACGUCGAGUCGGCACUGUCGACCAAGAAUUCCGAGUUUACGAGCAGCAGUAAGGAUCCGCCCCAGGAGCUGGAUGAAUAUGGGAAGUUCAUCAAGGAUACACCGGGAAAGUUCAUCAUGGCCGAUGGGAUGUCUGGCGAUCAGUCGCUGGCCGCGCGGCCACUCCGGCCCAAGUCGGACAAGGAGCGCAAAAUCGGACACCGGCGGGUUGGCGAGGGCGGCGAGAUUACGUACAAGAAGAUCCAAACGACCACGAUCAUGGGAUCGAUCCAGCUCGGUAUCCAGCACACGGUGGGCAGUUUGGCGUCGAAACCGCGGCGUGACUUGCUAAUGAUGGACUUCUGGGAGCUGGAAACGAUAUCGUUUCCACCGGAGGGUUCCAGCAUGACGCCCGCCCACCACUAUAGCGAGUUUAAGUUUAAAAUCUACGCCCCUAUUGCGUUCCGGUACUUUCGGGACCUGUUCGGCAUCCAGCCAGACGAUUUCAUGAUGUCCAUGUGUUCAGCUCCGCUACGGGAACUGUCGAACCCGGGGGCGUCCGGUUCCAUCUUCUACCUGACAGACGACGAUGAGUUUAUCAUCAAAACGGUGCAACACAAGGAGGGCGAGUUCCUGCAGAAGUUGUUACCAGGCUACUACAUGAACCUAAAUCAAAAUCCCCGCACGUUGUUGCCGAAGUUUUUCGGUCUCUACUGCUACCAGUGCAAUAGCAAAAACGUUCGAUUAGUCGCCAUGAACAACUUACUUCCCUCCUACGUUAAGAUGCACCUGAAGUACGAUCUCAAAGGUUCCACCUACAAGCGCAAGGCGAACAAAGCGGAACGAUCGAAAUCGUCGCCCACCUACAAGGACCUGGACUUUAUGGAGCAACAUCCGAACGGUCUCUUCCUGGAGGCCGAAACGUACAGUGCGCUGAUCAAAACGAUUCAGCGCGACUGUCGGGUGCUGGAGUCGUUCAAAAUCAUGGACUACUCGCUGCUGAUGGGCAUCCACAACCUGGACCUGGCGGUGAAGGAAAAGCAGGAGGCGGCAGCGAAGGCACGGUCCGAAGGCGAAUCCGACUACGAGGAUGCACCCGAAGCCGACCAGUACAUGGUGCAGGAGCGAGAAGAGCAGCGUACGACGGCCCUCAACCGAAGCAGGCACACUACCUAUGGAAAGAUGCUGAUUAGGUCUAUAAACCGGCAAAGGCUUGUUGCGCAUUCGACAGCAAUGGAAAGCAUUCAGGCCGAAAGUGAACCAAUCGAUGAGGAGGAUGACGUUCCUCCCGGCGGUAUACCUGCGCGUAGUGAGAAAGGCGAACGGUUGUUGCUGUUUAUCGGUAUCAUAGAUAUUUUGCAGUCGUACAGGUUACGGAAAAAGCUGGAACACACAUGGAAAAGUAUUAUCCACGAUGGUGAUACCGUAUCUGUGCAUCGACCUUCCUUCUAUGCACAGCGCUUUCAGGACUUUAUGGCCAAAACUGUUUUCAAGAAGAUUCCUUCCCUGGAUCUGCCCGAAAUCAAAGGCAAUCAUAGAAAAUUUCGCACGUUGGUCACCAGCUACAUAGCGCUAAAACACUCACCAUCCAAGAGAAAAAGUUUAUCGAAAGCAGCCCAGAGAGCAAAGAAUGAAGAAACAGAUAGUCAGCCCGUAGCCGGCAGUUCGCACCAUCAGCACCAUCACCAAAACCAGCAGUUCAACCCAACGCAGACGCAUUUCAAUCAGCACACCACGGGGACACCGAAAUCAGACGUGGACACGUCCUCUAGUGUGCACACGGCAGCCACGAUUACGACGACUUCCAGCAGCAACGGUGGCGGCGGCGGCACCGGCCAUGGUGAUACCACCACCGAGGCUGGCAAGGGCAAAGUGGCAGCAAAUGCUGCCCCGGGCCCGUUUGGUGGUGCGACAGCCGUGACGCCCACUAACAUGCCCCCGCUCAAAAAGAAAACGUCUGUCGUUAAGCAGAGCGUUCCGCCGCCGGUUCCGCCAAGAGGGUCGCCCAAGUUCAACAAGGGAGCGAGCGGUGCUCCAGGUCGCGCCGGUGUCACCGGAUCACACCCGAACCAAUCCAGUGGCCACCGGGGUCGUUCCAGUGCAGGUAAGAGACCACGGAGUAGCAUCGAGUCAGCGCAACACCACUCCACAGCCGUAUUAACCCCUUCAGGAGGCGUCGAGCACAGCGUUGUCCCGUGCCUAUACGAGCGACGAGCUAGUCAUCCAUCGACAACACUUUCGCCGGCUGCGCCGCGUAAUGCGCUUGAUGUGCACUGCCACCAAAAAAACGGUCCCGACCAGCACUAUUGUCCCAGUGAGAGUCCCUCGCCGAACAAGGUGCUAAGUUGGUUGAGCAGCAACGACUUCCGGGUGUCAGAAAAUGGUGAUGAUCUUUCGAUCGACGACCCACACGAACAGCCUGACGAAGACACAGCAACGGACGGGGCGGUGCCCACAGAAACGGCUGCGGUUCCCAAAGUUGUGGCCUUCAAGCGCAAACCGGUGGUGAUCGGAGACGACGAACGAGCGCCGAACGUGACAGAUGCGAUGAAAACGUUCGAACGCCUUUCCAACGCCAAUGGAAGCGGAUCGUCGUCGGUGCAGCUAAUGAUACGCAAUUUCGAGCGCUGUUCUGCUUCUACGAUCCUUCAGCAGGGAACGGCUCGUGUCAGUCGCUCGGAAUCGCUGUACUCGCGCAUUCCCAGUGGAGGAGCAAUGGUUAAUAGUCGCUUUACUCGGUCGGUUCCGUUUACGAUACCGAUCAUCCGUGAGACGCUGAUCGAAGAUGAGAACAACAACUGCUCUCAGGACGACCCUCACCUGAUACAACCAAAUUUCGUCCCGAUGGCGGACCAGCUCGAGCGGAAAGUGGUCGAUCCAGUGGAGGAUGAUCGGGUGGUGCUGGCGAAAAUGAAGAAUCUCGUGAAGGCGCGACGUGAACAGUUUCUGAGCUGCACCUCGUCACCAGCAUCGACGCUUGAGCGGCCAAUCUUCCGUAAAGCGAUACCGAACGGCAUUCCGAACACCGCCGUGCCCGGAGAGCACCGUCCUCGCGAACCUCCUUCACCAGUUCUUCCGGCUCGCGAUCCAGACGAAAUCCAGCGAAAAAUCGAACAGAUCGAGGCGGAAAUUCGAGCCAACGAGGCACGGCUCAGUGGAAUACCUUCGCCGCAGAAGCAACGGCCUCGACAGGACGUGCAAAGGGCCAGCUCGAUGAAGGCUACGAUCGAAACUGUACAAAACACCACAACAAGACCGCCGGCACCGAUCGGCCAUACGGCUUUAACGCAGCGUCCCACAAGAAAUGAGAGCUUCCUUGCCCGCUUGCAACCGAAAACCCAGCGCAUUGCCAAUGGUCCGGCGCACGAUGACACCACCGGUGGCAGUGGAUUGGCAGCAGAGGAGAAAGCUUCGAUUCUCCUCCGACAGAUCGGGUUGCCGCUGGACGAAAACCAUAACCUCGAGAGCUACCUCGAGCAGUUUAGUCUGGAGGGCGAAUUCGUUUGA
Messenger RNA from Anopheles bellator, 3522 nucleotides. RefSeq lists its product as uncharacterized. The transcript has 15 exons. Gene Ontology annotation, molecular function: phosphatidylinositol kinase activity. Lineage: Eukaryota; Metazoa; Arthropoda; Insecta; Diptera; Culicidae. Bases 1 to 3522 code for a protein of 1173 amino acids. Gene Ontology annotation, biological process: phosphatidylinositol metabolic process. The record is from RefSeq and is a predicted model, not a curated record.